This is a messenger RNA of Serendipita indica DSM 11827, 189 nucleotides long. Lineage: Eukaryota; Fungi; Basidiomycota; Agaricomycetes; Sebacinales; Serendipitaceae. The record is from the annotation of a GenBank genome assembly.
AUGCCUGUCGCCGCCAUUACCGGAAAGCUCCGUCGCAAAAUCUGGACCGACAUUAGCACCGCGCUCGGUCUGGGCGUUUCGAGUGGAUAUGCCUACUGGUACUUCUACUACAUCCCGUCUGUGCGACGACGACAAGAAUACUACCUAAAGCUCGAAAAGGAGAAGCUCGCUGCGGCCGGUACCGAGUAG